UUGAUGCAUGUAUUUUCUUUUUGAAAGGUUUCUGUUAGUCAUGGUGCGCAAGCGUAAGUUAGGGGCAUCUGCAAGUUAUGGAGCUGAAGAUGCUAAUUGUGCUGAAAAUACAAUAGACAGAUUUAGCAAUCUUCCCGACGAAGUUGCUCAUCGGAUUCUUUCCUUCCUCUCUUUCAAAGAUCUCACUCGAGUGGGCGCCUUGUCGAAAAGAUGCAGGCAAUUUUAUCUAUCAGCUCCGGUCGUGAGUUUUGAAUAUUCAAGUUGCAAGCCACGUGGAGUAACCAACCAGAAGAUAGCGAAGUUGAUGAGCUCUUUGGAUAGGUACUUGUGUUAUCGUGGUGAUCAUAGGAUGCAGAUCUUCAGCAUUAAUUGGAGCUGCUUUUGGUCUGAACCAGCGAGCAAGUUUUCUGAUGAUCGUUUUCGGGUGAUCACCUGGAUUGUUAAUGCGGUAAGGUGCAAUGUUGAAGUGCUUGAUCUCCGUUUGGCAUGUGAAUUUCUUGCGCUUCCAUCUUGCGUUUUUCUUUCUGAGUCUUUGCGGUCGCUAUCAGUGCAUUUGUCUUGGAUGAUUCUUGAAGCCCCGUCUGUAUCCUUUUCCAGUAAUCUCUGUUACUUAAAACUGGAAAAAGUUACAAUAGUGGAUGAGAGGUUUUUCAAAUGGAUCUCACGUUCCUGCAAAUUCAUGAAGGAAUUACAGCUUAUUUGGAUUCGAGGAAUACAAAUAAUCUCUAUUGAAAGUUCGUCUUUAGAAUCCCUUCUUGUUUGGAUCAAUGAUCCUAACCCUAUUCAUCUGAACGUCUCUGGUCAGAAACUUGAAAGUAUUGAUAUAAGCUUUAAUGAUUACUAUGCGCGAACACGCAGCAUAGAGGUGAAUAGUUUUGCUCCAAAUCUGAAAUAUUUGAAAUGGGAAGGCGUUUUGAACAAUAGUCUGAAUCUGGGGAAAUUAACGGGUUUGGAAAAAGCAUUCCUGGAAGGUUCCAUGUCAGCACCAUUGGAUAAUAUUCGUAAAUUGGGUAUUCAUUGUAGUAGCUUGAAAGAUGACCUUGUCCCAGCAAUGGUCUCUCUUGUUAGAGGAAUGACUAAUUUGAAUAGUCUAUACAUAAAGACUAGCCUUGACGGAGGGGACACCAAAUCUGUAGUAAGUUCUGGCUUUGGUAUGGGAUACUGGAAAUUGCAAAACCUUGCUUUUGUUCGUCAGCUAAAGGAGGUAACCAUAGAGCCUUCCACUGGGUCUAAUGAAAUCGAAUUUGCACGGUAUAUCCUGGAGCAUUCUCAAAAUUUGAAGAAAAUGUUCAUUUUUCUUCAUCAUGGAGCUAAGCAAUCAGAAUUAGCAGGAAUGUUAAGCCGUAGCAAGAUGAUUUCUACUGCCACAAUUGUCAUUCGGGGUUCAGGGAUGGUAAGAUGUAAAAGGAAGAAAGUUUGUUUAUAGAAAACUUUAUGUAUGUCCUUGUUGUGGGUGUUACUAGAUCCAUUUUGGAAGCCAAGAGCAUUUGUAAUGCCACAAUUCUCUCAAGUCAGAAAGCUAGCAAAGAAAAGCUGCUCUGGUUUUGUUUAUAGAAGAGGUUGUAGAUAAUGUAAGAACUUUGGCAUGGGAUUGUUUGGCAUUUCGAUUAGAUUACAUUGAACUCUUUUGUUUAGUGUAUUUGUGUUUUA
Prunus avium (sweet cherry) is the source of this 1650-nucleotide messenger RNA. NCBI's taxonomy places the organism in Eukaryota, Viridiplantae, Streptophyta, Magnoliopsida, Rosales, Rosaceae. The record is from RefSeq and is a predicted model, not a curated record.